AGCACCCCUUGGUUUAUGGCGUGCCAGCCUGGUAGAUUUCCUCUGCUUUCUUGGCCUGCUAGCUCCUUCCCCAUGUCUCCUGAAGCUCCCUAAGCCUUCUAAUUCUUGAUUUCCGAGAUAACUGGUCAGUAGUCUGUCAUUUGUUGGUUCAUGACAAUUCUUUGUGUGUCUUCCUUCCAGAUUCUGUAGAUAAUGGGAAGCAAAGGAAGAUUCAUCCUCGGGCUCUUGCUUAUCCUGUCUGUCCUCUGUGAUUCAGGUCAUAGCCUGAAGUGCUACAGCUGUCUCAAUCCAGGUGGUGAGUGUACUGUCAUCACCACCUGUUCGCCUAAUUUGGAUGCUUGCCUCUAUGUCAAAUCUGAGACACAAACAGUUUACCAGUGUUGGAAGUAUGACAACUGCAAUUUCACCUACAUCUCACAGGCCUUAUCAGAGUCAUCUCUACACUAUGAAUGCUGUCAGAAGGACAAGUGUAACAAAAGUGAUGGGACGCGUAUAACAGGGACCACACUUUUGCUGGUUACUCCGCUGCUUGCAGCAUUCUGGACACUUCUUAUCUAGAUAAAUACUAGAAGAGAGUCUAAACUCCCUGUCCCUCUGUAUUCCUUAUUUCCUUUGCUGCCACAAAAGCUUUAUAUAUUCUAACUGGAUCAUGUUGGGAAAGACUAAAAUUAGCUUGAGCAACUUGGAUGAGGAGGAGACUCAGGAACUUGAAGACCAGUCCUAUUUGCAGAGAAGGACCAUCUGAAGGAAGAAAUUUAAGAGUGAAGCACGUGUGAUGUGAGUUAGGUUACAUGCUUCUUCUCUGCUCUUUGACAGCUUGACUAGUUUCUUUGUAGUUGUCAGUUAUUUCCCCUCAUUCCUUGGAUGUAGUUAAAUAAUAUGAUCAGUACUUUUGGAGGGCAUGGGGCAGAAGGCUUCUUUUCAGCAAUCUGUCUCACAGGGAAUGCUUUCAUCCUCUCGCUUUAUGGCCCCUGGUUGCCCUGUAGGCAUGGUGAAUGUUCCAGAUGUGGGCUGUCAGGGGCAAGGAGAUUUGAAAUGCAGAGUGAUUGGAAUAACUGUUAUAUUCUCAACUAGAAGGUGCCUGGCAGAGUAGGAGGUAAGCUUUCCAAGUGGCAGGGCAUAGAAACACCAGGUUUGUCUUUAGAGAGGUACUAGUGGCUGAAAUCUGAAUUUUCUUCUGUCCCUAAAUUUUGUAUGGGCUUUGCUAUCUUUCUCUAAAAAAACUUGACCACAUAAAUUAGUGGUGUGUUAAAACUAUUCCCCUCCCUUUUUCAUUGGAAUGAUGGCAUAUUUUUGCUUUGUUACAUACAGUUCAAGACUAAAUAUUUGAACAUUCUGUGCAAUAUGCGAUUUAUAGUAUUGUUUGCUUAUUUUAAGUAUUAUUAGUGGGAAUCCACUUAUAUGUAUUCCUGUUGUAUGAAUGCAAUGGGAAGAGCCUCUGGGGUUGCAGUUGAGACCUUCUCAUGUCAUCAUGAACAGCAACAGAUCCGUAGGGAUAUGUUUCACCUGCUGACAUCAAGCCUGUUGACUCGUAGCUGACGUAGCACAGAUUGUGUGAAAUUCAUUUGUAAAGGCUAUUAGCAUACUCACAAAUGUCGAGGCUUUCAGAAGCUCUACCCGUUUCCUAAAAAGUAACACCCCUUUUCAGGAGAGCAAAGUUUUGCAUUUUUCUUGUGAGUGCUGGUGAAUAAGUCUCAAGAUCCAGUAGACUUAAUGACCUUUAUAGUCUUAUAAUCUCGGCUGCAUCUAACAGAGCCUGACUUUUGCAGAUGAGAGUGGGAUUUCUUGAUUAACGUUUUUUUAAAUGCCUUGACUAUGUAAUCUGUUAGAUAAAGUGGAAUCAAUGUUGCCUUUUUGAAAAUAAAAUAUAAUCAAAUGCA
Molecule: messenger RNA, 1880 nt
Organism: Miniopterus natalensis
Lineage: Eukaryota; Metazoa; Chordata; Mammalia; Chiroptera; Miniopteridae
Source: RefSeq, a predicted model, not a curated record